AUGAGCAUCUUUGGAUGAAAGAAGACCGUUGUUAUUUAUGAAAACUCCACCUUAGGAAUAAGCUUAUAUGAAACUUUUAUAGGAGUAGCAAGUGCAGCAGGAAUUCGUAUCUUAAACGAUGAAGAUAAAAGAAUAGUAAAAGAAGGAUAUCAACUUUCAGAUUUUAAUAGAUAUAAGAGCCUACUUCUCCAUGCAAUUAAUACCAAUGGAAAUAUAAUUAUAUUAUUUCUAAACAUGGAUUACAAUUCUGCGUUUUUUAUGCUUGCUCAUUUUUACGACUUAGGCUUGAGACGUGGAGAUGCAGUAUUUUUGUUUUAUGAAGUCGCUUAUUUUUUCUCAACAAUUGCAUUAGGUGUAGAUAAAUCUGUUAUCGAAAAAUGCAGCGAAUUGGUUUAUGGAUGUAUUUCUGUGUGGCAGGCAGAAUGGUAUGGAGACUUUGGACAAAAAGUGUGAAAAGAAUGAGUGUUAGAAAGAAACAGCUCUUUUUAUUUUGCAAAUCAAUGUCAUGCUUUUGAUGCUGGGUGGCUUGGACUAAGCGCCAUAAACACACUAAUUCAGACUGGAGAAGACUACACUGACCCUGAUGUCUUAAAUAGCGCAAUCCACAAGCAAAAGAUUAUUGGUUGUGCUGGAAAACUUGUUAUGGCACAAGAUCAAAAUGAGCCAGAAGAAAUGGUUGUUAACAUAAAUAAUGUGCUUUAUAACGAAACCACAAGUGAAUGGGUUGAUUAUCCAGUGGGGUAUUAUUCUCUUUCUAGCAAUCCUCAAUUUAAAUUCCAUACAGAUAUUAUUUGGCCAAAUGGUAAAACUCAAAUACCAGGUGAUAUGAGAAAAGAUAAAUAUGAAUGCCCUUUCCAUAGUCGAUUUAUUCAAAAUUCUUCUUUAGGGGAAGGAAUUUACAUCGGAAUCAUUUUAUUUUGAGCCUUUUGUGCAACAGCAAUUUCUACUUAUGAAUAUAGAAAAUACUGACACUCAUCACCUCCCAUGUUAAUAGAAAAUUGUGAAAUCAGCAUAAAAGAUAUAAUUACACAUCUUUGUAUUUUUAUUGAAUUUUUUGAAAUGCUUGCACUUGCUCCAGAUUUCACCUGAAUUUAUUGGAGAUUCUCUUAUAUAUAUAACUUAUUCGGAUUUUUAUCAAGAACAGACUCAUAUCAUAAUCAUAGUUUUUGGCCCGGAGUCUCAGCAUGAAUCAUAAUUUGUUGAGUUUCUUUUAUUUUGAAUGCAUUUUUAUUUAGUAAACUUGAUGAAAAAAUAAAGUGGCAUUGUAGCAUUGCCUUAAAAAGCUUUAGCAAAGAAUUAAUCCCUCUCAUAAGCAACUUAUGCUUUAUCCCCGCAAUUAAUUCGAUUUUUUCUGCAUUUAAGUGCACAAAAAGUACAAGCUCAGAGCUAUCUGAUGUUUUUCUAUACGCAGACUGCAAUUAUAAAUGCUGGGAAGGAGAGCAUUUGCUCUUAAUAAUAUGUUCAAUUUUAGCUUUAAUGGUUUACAUUCCAAGCUCUAUAAGCAAAAAUUGAGUUUCCUGCAAUCCUUUAGCCUCAUCAGAGGUAAAAAGAGUAUGGUGCUUUACUAACUACUUUUUUAUUUUACACAUAUCUUUUUAG
Molecule: messenger RNA, 1599 nt
Organism: Blepharisma stoltei
Lineage: Eukaryota; Ciliophora; Heterotrichea; Heterotrichida; Blepharismidae
Source: the annotation of a GenBank genome assembly